GAAUCCAGGGGAAGAGAUGGAAGAGAAAGAAAAACAAGCUUGAAGCAGUCCAACCUAGGGCUGGCUAGGGCCUUCUGUUUCCUCAGGGACACCCCACACCCACCACACACUGGGAUGAGCGCUUGCAGAGGAACAAUUCAGAUGUCACACAUUCCAGGACCCACAUCCGUAAACACACAGCAAGUUCACCAGUGCCAGCACCUCCCCACAGCAAAUCAAGCAGCUGUCCCAGAGGGCACAGGGUCUCUGCAGCCAUUUGCUUUCCCCAGGGCUGCAGCCCCCAGACAGCAGUACUCGGAGUCCCUCUCAUCUCCAAGAAUAAACUCUGAAGCCAGCAACCCUGCGGACCUGAAUCAUCAGGGAGCCUGUCAGAGGAGGGGCAGUGACUCUCCCGGACAAGCAAGCAGGCUAUAUAAGUUCCAGAAGGCUGGGCUCCACUCAGAUCUUUUCCAGCGGCUGCUGCUUUACCAGAGAGGUGCCUUCGGAGACGCAGCGCUUAUACAACAUCCACCAUGUCCCAGGCUGGUGCUCAGGAAGCCCCCAUCAAGAAGAAGCGCCCCCCUGUGAAGGAGGAGGACCUGAAGGGGGCCCGAGGAAACCUGACCAAGAACCAGGAAAUCAAGUCCAAGACCUACCAGGUCAUGCGGGAGUGUGAGCAAGCUGGCUCGGCCGCCCCAUCGGUGUUCAGCCGCACCCGCACAGGCACCGAGACUGUCUUUGAGAAGCCCAAAGCCGGACCCGCCAAGAGUGUCUUCGGCUGAGAAGUGCAUGCCACUCCCCUUGCUGCCCAAAUGCUCCAAAACAGCAGCCUUUCCCCGGAACUCUUUUUUAUGCCAGAACACCUUUCCCCUGCCAUCUCUGGGGCUGCCACCCUCCCCCACAGUCCUGGCCCUUCAGCCAAGGGCUCUUCACCAGCACCUUGAAGCCCCAAUAAAGAGGAUGCACAAGUGGCCCCAGCAGUUGGAAGGUGUUGGUUGAUCCCUGGGUGUGGCCACUAUUGAGGGGGAGGACAGGGUGGGAUCAUGGAACAUGUUCAUUUGGGAGGCUCCUAGGGGAUAGCACAGGUGCUGUUAUGGCCGCUGCACAUGCUGCCUUGGACAUGGAGACCCGGUGCUGACCUGUGACUUCAGACCAGAUUGUUCGGAGCCUCAAUUUCCCCUUUUAUACCACAGGGGAGUUGAGCUGGAGCCUAUUCCAUAAAGCAGGCCAUGGUGACACUGCUCAGAGUGAAGUGGGUAGGGGCUCAGGGACCACCUCUCCCUCUGCCUUCCACAGAACUGCUGAGAAGCCUCCAAGGACCCCCAGGCUCUGCGGCUCCUAGGGACCUCAAAACCCCUCUCCUUGCACUUUUGUUCACACUGCCUCCUUGCCAGCUUUUGUCCCCUCCAAGACAAAGCCAGAUUGAGAUUCCUCUCUGGCAGUCAAGUUUCCUGAGCCAUUGUCUCUUCUAAACAGCAGGGUAAGCCUCUCAUGUUCUGCUCCAACCAGGCUACCUGCGGCAUGGGAACACCAGAUUCUCAGCCUGCGGAACCCUUCCCUCUCCAGUCCUCUGUCCCAUGUGCCUGGAACUGCCAGAUUCAAAAGACACAGAGGCCUGUCCCAUUGUGAUGGCAAGACCAUGGACAGGCUGACAGUGUCUCCUUUCGGAGAUAGACUGGCAGAGCCUGGGCUUGUGGUGUCUAGCUCAGGGCAGCGGCCUGCUGGGGAUGCCCCCCUGUCCCAACACCAGGGGAACCAGCUGCCCAGAGCCUUUCCCACAGUCCCGGCCAGCCUGGCCUCCUUAUAUAGCUCUGGGUCUAGGCUAGCCCCAUCCUCUGUGCCCCAAGGGAGCAGACCUGCAGUGAGGAAGGGCCUGGUCCUACUUGCUGGACCCCAUGGGGAGGCUCGUCCCCCAGACACUGAAAGGGGUAUGUUCCCCUGUCCCAGUCAUAUCCAGAGCCGAAAGGGUGAGCAGUAGAGACGUGUGCAGAGAGGCUUCUGGCCAGUCAUGCUAAGGAAGGGGAGCGUCUUCUUUACAGCUGUAGAAAUAGCUCCAGUCUGUGACACCCUGCUCCAGGCCUGCUGCUGCCUCUAAUGGAGACAGGGCUGGUGGAGAAAAACCUCCCCAGCCUCUGGCUGCCCCAAGGCCCCCCAUAGGUCCCUAAGGCAGCUGGCCCCCUCAGGGCUGGUGUCACGGAGCUGUCCUUCCCUUAUCCAGGACUUGGCACCUGACCACAUUUGUGACUCAUGUUUACCCAUCUAUGGCCACAGACUCCCCAGAGCCACCAGGGAACAUGAGCUCCAGCAGCACCCAGAGCACGUAAUAUGUACUCACUCGAUCGAACUUCACAACGAGCAGAGUGCUUCAACUUUAAUAAGCCCAGGACCUAACCCAGGCCCUUGCGCAGCGCUCCCCUGGGUCUGGCUGCAGCUCUGCCUCAUGAAAACGGCAUUCUGCCCUCUCUCAACCUGCAAUUCCUGGGCUCUCUCCGCUCCACCAGCCACCACCCCAGUCACCCCUCAGGAGCUACUGGCACUGUCAGCUCUGUCCUCUGUUCCAUGGUCUCCUGUCAAUAAACUUCCCGCCUGGAGACCUCUGUGCCACAGGAUGUGGCGGCUUUA
Sapajus apella (tufted capuchin) is the source of this 2601-nucleotide messenger RNA. It is a transcript of the gene MUSTN1, whose product is annotated as musculoskeletal, embryonic nuclear protein 1. NCBI's taxonomy places the organism in Eukaryota, Metazoa, Chordata, Mammalia, Primates, Cebidae. The transcript is spliced from 3 exons. The coding region runs from base 513 to 761 and encodes 82 amino acids. The record is from RefSeq and is a predicted model, not a curated record. Gene Ontology annotation, biological process: chondrocyte proliferation; chondrocyte differentiation; tissue regeneration. Gene Ontology annotation, cellular component: nucleus.